UUCAAAAGCUGGCCCGCCAUGAUUGUUUUCAACCCGACUUCGUCAGUUGGGCCGUAGUCCCCGGUCGGCAGGAACAACUGAUUUUAAGUUUUUUUGUUUUUUUUUGGAAACUUUUUUUAAACUGCAAGUAAGUCUACGCCGACAGAACUGAGUAUAUGAGCACCAUGGAGUCUCGCUUUGCUCACUUGCGCCAGCGGGACAGCAGUGUGUCCAUGCUGAGGGUCAAGAUGUCCCGCAGAAGAUCUCAGUCCCAGAAGGAGAACCGAGAGCGGGUCAUGAACUGUCGCAGGCAGCUUGACAAUCUGCCUGAGCUGGAGAGCUCUUGCCUGGAUGCCUCCAUAAUGACGGUCAACAUGUCAACCGUUGAGAACAAGGCACCCAACAAUGCAAAAUACGUGGCUGCAACUGAGAGGAUGAAACAACUUGAACGUUGGAAAGAACGGAAGGCACUUGAGAAGGAGAAAGAAAAGAGGGAAAAGGAACGUAAAGGAGUAUUCAAGACAGGUCUCUAUCAGCCGAAGGACACGUUGGCCUUUGGCUCUCUGCCUCCGGUUCCAGCUGCCAUAGCCAGAGCUAAGGAGGUGAAGAUGAAAACAGUUCAGGCUACCAGAAUAACCAGAUCUAUGAAACAACAGCAGCAGCAAGCGCAGAAGCCACAAAAGGAACAGGACCGAAGCAUUGUAAUGAAAAAAGUUGAACCCGUUGUGGAGAGAUUAACCAGAAGCCGGGUAGCUGUUCAUCCAUUACCAGCACCCGCUCUAACCAGGAAUAAAGCCUCUACAGAGCCGGCUGUGCGCGCUCUGUCGACCAGAUCAGCCAACAGGCCUCCUGUUGCAGCAGUUCCUCUGGGUAAAGACCAGUCCAAGCCCAAGGAGAAGUCUGCUGCAGAGGCAAGAGUUACAAGGGCCAGAACAAAUGUCAAGCCUGCAGUCCCCCCUUCUGGCAGAGAGAAAAACUGCAAAGUCCAACCUGCUGGGCCAAAGGAGCCUGAAGUCAAAGAACCAGAGCAGAAGGCUCGCCCUGCCAGCCCAAUAGCCUGUGAGGACGAGGAGGAGAGAAUGAUGGUAGACCAAGCUCCAGCCGAGUCUGUACCUUCCCUGGAUCCCACUGCUCCACCAUGCUCUUUUGCCCCUCAAGGCUUUGUAUUCCAAGCUCCUGCUGGUUUGUCCUCCUUCAGAUUUGAGCCUCUCACCCCUCGUUCAGCGGAUUCCUUCCUUACGCCCAGUUCCAGCUUCAAUCUUCCCUCUGUCCCUCCUCCCUGCUUUGACUUUGAGCCCCAGGCUGACCUGAGUGGACCUCCUGCCCCCAAGUCCCCCCAUCACUCUCCACCUCUCCCGUCUCCCACACCGGCCUCUCAGACUACCACCAGCCCCCAAGAGCCACAGCAUGACGUGCCAUACUUUAGAUCCGAAGUCACCAAUGAGACUGAGAGACUGAUGAGUCUCUGUGCCCACUGGGAGUCUAAAGUAGAGGAUGAGUCCAUCCCAGAAGAGAUGAGAGAUCGUAUGCGUACAGUUGUUGGCCAAGCAAGGCUGCUGAUGAAGGAGCGUUUUAACCAGUUCAGCGGUCUGGUGGAUGACUGCGAGCUGGGCCGAGGAGAGAAGAUCACCACCUGCACUGACCUGCAGGGGUUUUGGGACAUGGUAUACUACCAGGUGGAGGACGUCCACAAGAAGUUUGACGCCCUCAAAGAGGCAGAGGCCCGAGGCUGGGUCGAGGAACACAAGCCCCCACCAAGGCAGAGGAGAGCAGUCAAGAAACCACCUUCUGCUACAGCGGCCAAACCAGCAGGGAGCAGCGCAGCAGCCAAGUCUCGCCUGGCUGCAGUUAAGGCUGCCAUGAAGGCCAGACAGCAGGCGGCCGAGGCAGAGAAAGCAGCCAAGGUUGCCGUUAUCUCUGAAGAUGGUCCUGACCCAGGACCUCAGGACCAACAGCCCCCAGCGUUGGCCCCACCUCCAGACACUGUUGUGUUUAAUGGUGGUUUCUUUCAGAUUGAAAGCCCAGCCAAACUAUCAGGUUCAGUGAGGAGAUCCAGCCGUCUGAGUGCUGCUGUGUUGCCUCAGGCGUCCCCCUGCUCCUCCCUAACCCUAACUCCUGGAAAAAUCACCCGCCGAUCCACUGCUCUGUCUCAUGCCUCCCCUGCUCAUCUGGCUCACACACCUGCGCGCCUCAGGCAGAGCCCUCAGCCAAACACUCCUCAGCUAUCCCAUAACAGGAGGGACAAUGUGAAUGUUUCCCUCUCUUUCUCACCUGUCAAGGAAGUUUCUUCAGACAGCAUGCAACCUGAAGAACACCCUGAAAACCAGCUGGAGUCAGCCACUAGGCAGGGUGAAACCACCUUAGAUUGUAAUGAAGACACCAACCAACCUGAACAUUUUACAGUUCCUGAACCAAGCAGCCCAGUGAGGGAGCAGUCACUCCCAACCAUUUCUGUGGUCCAGGACCAAGAUGGAGCGCCUGAAACCACCAGUGCUAGCCUGCCUCUCUCUCCAUUCAAAUCUUCAUCUGCAUCUAGCCAUGUUCCCACGAGCCCCUCUACUCUGAGGUUGACCCUUUCCCCCUGCCUUGCUAACAGCCAGUCUCCUCUCUCCUCCCCCACUGUGUGUUCCUCUCCCCCUGCAGUCCAGAGCCCUGUGGAGGACCACGAGUCCAGGAGAAGUUCUCCAGACAGCUCAGUCAAUGAGAGUGUUCCUGGGUUGGACUUUGAGCGUUACUUCCAACCCUCACAGAGACUGAGUCUUUCACUGAGGGACACUGUAUCCUCAGAGCUGUUGUCACCGAUGGCAGUGGAUAUAGAGAUGGAGAGUCCCACAGCUCAGCGUGGGGAUCUGCAAACUCAGGAAGAGGAGAUCAUGAUGCCAACAACACUACCAGGGGCAUCUAGACUGACUCCACAGACACACCAGGCCCAGACAGCAGAGUCUCAUCUUCUCCUCUUCACCCCCGAUCUGAAGGACAGGAUACGCCAGUCUGUCUGCCCGAGUGACCUCAUGGUCUUCACACCUCCCUUCAACCAAUAGCGAAAGAGCCUAUCUCUGUUUUUGAUUUGAUUUUUUUUUUAUAUAUAUAUAUUGUGUAGACAUUGAGUGUUAUCCCUCUUGGAAGGGAAAAAAAAAUGUUUCUGGAGUGGCUGUGUUUUCCUCCACUUGAAUAAAAUUCUUUUAUUUCAAAAAGGAA
This is a messenger RNA of Myripristis murdjan (pinecone soldierfish), 3177 nucleotides long. It is a transcript of the gene dlgap5, whose product is annotated as discs, large (Drosophila) homolog-associated protein 5. The record is from RefSeq and is a predicted model, not a curated record. Gene Ontology annotation, molecular function: microtubule binding. NCBI's taxonomy places the organism in Eukaryota, Metazoa, Chordata, Actinopteri, Holocentriformes, Holocentridae. Bases 156 to 3020 code for a protein of 954 amino acids. Gene Ontology annotation, biological process: centrosome localization; regulation of mitotic cell cycle; kinetochore assembly. The transcript is spliced from 19 exons. Gene Ontology annotation, cellular component: nucleus; spindle pole centrosome; cytoplasm.